UAUAUAUAAACGUAAUUACGGGAAUAUCUUUUUCCAUAAUUGAAACAUUAUUUGAUUAUUCGAUUUAUGUGAGGAAAAACAGUUAAAAUAUUUGAAAUGAUUAAAAUUUAUUAUUUUUUUUUAUCUCGUACCUUUUAGUUUAAAGAAUGUAAUAUACUUUAUAUCUUGACAGUCAUCAUUGUGAAGAUUUUGACGAAAUUUAAGAUAAUUUUAUCAAUAGAUUCACAACUGAUAGCCUAUGGCAAGGUGCCCAUUUAUUUAUUUAUCUAACAAUAAAAUGACUAAAUGUUCAUAUUAUGUAUCUUUUGGAACUGAUAUCUUUGGUAUUACUAAAUAACAAUUUAUUAAAAUGUAAGCAAUGCACAAACUAUGGUUAUAUUGAAACUAAAUCUGUUAAUUGUCUAUCAAAUGUCUAAAAGAUACUGAUAGUCUUAUACAUUUUCUGCGUAACUGUAUAUUUUCAUCUUCCUUGUUGAAGAUAUAUUUGUAUAUUUUCGUUCCGGUGGUUUCAUAAGAAGCAUUCAUCAAUGUUACAGUUUUAAUACAAAUAAAGGAUGGGGAAUUGUAUUACAAAGCAAAGGAAUCAUGGCUACGUAGAUACUUAUAUACCCAAUCCAGAUGAUCCAGACGAAAUAUAUUCCAGGAUAGGUGAAGUGAACGGAACACCAUUUGCAGAAUCAUUGGUUUUUCAGACGCCAAUAAAGAAUCACAUUUUGGUAGCAGCCAUUGAUUUUGGAACAUCCUUUUCUGGAUACGCCUAUUCAUUCCGACAUGAUUAUGAAAGAGACAAGCUAAAAAUAUAUACCAAUAUGUGGGCACAUAACAGCGGACUUUCAGCAAAGGCUCCAUCAGCAGUUUUGAUUGGUCCAGAUCGUCAAGUGAAAGCUUUUGGAUAUGAAGCUCACAGGAAAUACAAUGAAUUGAUAGAACGUGAAGAGGACAUGGAUCAUCUAUACUUCGAAAAGUUCAAAAUGAUUUUGUUUACCACGGAGAAUCUAAACAACAAAACUUUUAUACGUGAUAUUUCCGGAAAGGAGAUGCUUGCUAUAGAGAUGUUUGCUUUGGUACUUGGAUACCUACGGAACCAUCUAAUGCAAAGACUAGAGAACCGUGAUACCAAUGUUAUACUGGAAGAAAACAUGAUACAAUGGGUUCUAACUGUUCCAGCAAUAUGGAGUGAAAAGGCAAAACAGUUUAUGCGAUAUGCAGCGGCUAAAGGUGGUAUUCCGAGUAAACACCUAAUUCUCGCCUUGGAACCGGAAGGUGCAUCAUUAUACUGUAUAUAUCUACCACAAUGCAUCACCACGCAAGGAAAACAAAUGAAUGAAAACGCCUUAGAAAAUGGAACAAAGUACAUAGUGUUGGACAUUGGAGGCGGGACUGUUGAUGUAACAGCUCAUGAAAUACAAAGAGAUGGAACUCUCCAAGAACUAUAUCAAGCAACAGGUGGUUGCUGGGGUGGUUCAACCAUAGAUCUGGAGUUUCAGGGUUUGUUAUGCACGAUAUUUGGAUCCGAUGUCAUUUCUAAAAUAAAUGAUGAACAUCCAAAUGAAAUGAUAGAUAUACUGCUCGAUUUUGAAAUGAUAAAGAGAAGCUAUGAACCUGGAGUAACUUCUCAUAUCAGUAUUAAAUGUCCUUCGUGUUUAUUUGAGGUUUAUGAAAAGAUACAUGGUGUCAGCAUCAGGGAAGAUGUAAACAAUACCUGUACAGGUGAAAAGGUGAAAUUUGUUAGAGAUAAGCUACUUAUAUAUGCGGAUACGUAUGAAGGAUUCUAUACUAAAACUUUGAAUAAACUUGUCAAUCAUCUUAGACAACUCUUACAUUUAGACACAUUGUCAGACAUAUCAACAUUACUUCUUGUAGGGGGGUUUGCUGAAUCAAAAGUGAUAAAAGACAGCAUCGUUACAAACUUCCCCCUACUUCGUGUUAUAAAUCCAGACGAUUGUUCCUUGGCAGUGUUAAAAGGUGCUGUGUUGUAUGGUCACGACCAAAAGGCGAUUCGAUCCAGAAUUUGCAAAUGUUCCUACGGAAUUGGAACUCACGCCAACUUUAAGGAAGGAAUCCACCCGGAAACAAAGAAGCAUAUUGUUAAUGGUAUAGAGAUAUGUGAUGAUAUUUUUGAUAUUCACAUGAACUUGGGAGAAAGAGUUGAAAUAGGUCAACCCAGGUUAGAAAAAAUCUACCAUCGGCGCGUUCGUCCUGAUUCUUCAAAUACAGCCUCUCUGUAUGUCUAUGCAUCCACUUCUAAAUCUCCCAUGUUUGUUACCGACGACUCUUGUAAUGUGUUAGGCUGUUUGUUCAUUGAGCUUUCUGGGGUUAAAGAUAAAAAUGUACAAAGUGAGCUUUCUUGGGAUAAAGAUACAAAAGUACAAAGUGAGCUUUCUGGGGAUAAGGAUAAAAAAGUACAAAGUGCGCUUUCUGGGGAUACAGAUACAGCAGUACAAAGCGUGCUCGUCAGUUUUCAUUACGUUGGUACAGAACUAGGGGUGAUUGUUCGAGUGGCGAAGACCGGGAUAGUCUUGGGAGCAAAAUUCGACUUUCUUUGUUAAAAUUCCAGAGUUGAACUUGGAAAAAAUAAUUUAGGGCGUUUAGCAGUGUCAAUAUAUAAGCACAACUUGGAUAAACAAAAUAAUAAUAUACGUUAU
Molecule: messenger RNA, 2645 nt
Organism: Mytilus californianus (California mussel)
Lineage: Eukaryota; Metazoa; Mollusca; Bivalvia; Mytilida; Mytilidae
Product: heat shock 70 kDa protein 12A-like
Exons: 7
Coding region: 555-2549 (664 amino acids)
Source: RefSeq, a predicted model, not a curated record